Molecule: messenger RNA, 7986 nt
Organism: Phyllostomus discolor (pale spear-nosed bat)
Lineage: Eukaryota; Metazoa; Chordata; Mammalia; Chiroptera; Phyllostomidae
Gene: KCND2
Product: potassium voltage-gated channel subfamily D member 2
Exons: 6
Coding region: 3635-5527 (630 amino acids)
Biological process (GO): potassium ion transmembrane transport; protein homooligomerization
Cellular component (GO): membrane; voltage-gated potassium channel complex
Molecular function (GO): voltage-gated monoatomic ion channel activity involved in regulation of postsynaptic membrane potential; protein binding; A-type (transient outward) potassium channel activity
Source: RefSeq, a predicted model, not a curated record
AACCAAGCAGAGUACACAAAAUGAAAAUUCCAGCAGUAAGAACAGGAAUCCCUGGGCAAGGGAAGGAUAUAGAAUGUUCUGCUGGAUUCUGUGUACAUAACCAUCAUAUAGCAUCUCAACAAAUCAAUGAAUAUUAAAAUAUUGGAGUUACCAGUAUAUCACUGCAAGGGAAUUUUUGAAUUCAUGAGCAAGAGUAAACAUAAAAAUAUGUAUCUGUGGGAGUUUCAAAUAUAGGCUGGAAAGAAGAAUUUUCAUUUCCAUUAUGCAUUAAAGUAAAGAGAAAUUGACACUGAGUACCUUCUGUGUGUGCCCAGUUCUAUAUUGGUGUUCAGAAGCAUUAUCCUGUUUAAUCCACACAAUAGGCUUAAAAAGUUAACUUUUAUUAUCCACAAUUUUUAAACAGAAGUAGUUUGCCAAAUGAAACAAAGCCUAUGAGGAAUUUCUCAGCUACAAUUUGAAUCGAGACGUGUUUAACUUCCAAGCCCACAUCCUCUCCACCCCAUCAAGUAGCUUGUGGAGAGUGGGGGAGAGUAGACCAUACAGCAGAUUUUAUAUUCUUGCUUAUUCGGGGGUUUUUGUAAAGUUCAACAUCUACAUUUAUUUCUCUAAGUUCUUGCCCCCUUAUUUUCCAGUUAACAUGUUUUAAGUUAGGCAGGUUAUGCAGAUUUGUUAACAAGCAUCUUUCACCUCAACUAAUACAAACAACUGGAGUCUUCAGUUCUGUGUUUCCAAACUUUACAUGGUGCAUUAGCUUCAACUUCAUUAACUAUUAACAUGGGAUUCCUUAAACCACUAUACCACUAAACAAGUAAACAACAAAUAACUUUCCAUUUCUAUAGAAAAACCCAUACAUUAUUAAGGUUUAUUUUUCUGCUCUGGUGAUUUUCUAUAUAAUUUAUUUUCUUAGUUCACAUCCUUUCUAACAGGUACUUCAUUUCAGAUUUUUAAGGUUAGCACAUCUUGCCUAUUGUCUGCAGGGCUUGAAAGCCAAUUCAGCUUAAGACUAUACAUCACAAUCCAUUUAAUUACAAACCAAGAACAGUCAAACCAAGUCCUGAAGAGGUAAUUUUCAGGUAGGAAGUAUACACCUUUCCUUAAUCAACAUAGAUAAAAAUUUCAGUAUCUCCAAAUGCCUUUGUUAUUAUUAUUGUCACUAAAUUUAAUUUUCAAACGCAUUUCAACAGGAAAGAGUCCAUAUCUCAUUUCAUAUCCAUCAAUAUGUAAACUCAAGCCUGAGUAAUAUAUCUAAAUGCUAAAAAUGUGGGUGGGAGUAGGAGAUUUGAGGAUGUUUAUAUGAUCUGAUCCUCUGCUGUCUCAGUUCAUUUUGAUCCUUCACCUUCUAAAGCAUCCAAAGCUUAGGAAUAGAUUUAACUUCUCUCCCUUUACGCCAUCUAGUGGUUCUAAAUGGCAUAGGCUUGGUUUUAAGGAAGAUUCCUAAUGAAUAGGGGGCGGGGUACACGAAAAACAUAACGGUUGGCAGCCACAAUUUCCUAAUCUCUCUCCACUUCACCGACUCCACACAAGGACACCUUUAACUAUUUUAACCAUUUUUGAUCUGCACAGAGAUACGCAGAGAGAAUGAAGGGGACUCACACUCACUGCGAACUCACGCCCCUUGACAUUUAGAAAAGGGUUCUAAAUCCUUCCUGUCAUUCGCAAAGGACGGGGAAAGGAGUCGUGGCAAGACCUAGACCAAGGAGACUGACAGACUUUUCGUCAAGUUGGAUAGAUGACGUACUAACCUCCGCAACGUUAACAUCUGGUAUGAACAAAUAAAAAGAAAGAAAAAGAGGAAAAAGCACUUAAAAAUUCCGCCGCGGGGCUUUGCAGGGCUUGCCCCCCAGUCUCCCCCAGAAGACAACCAAUUCCUGCGCGUUCCGCUCCGCUCACCCGCCUUCCCAGCUUCUCUCUCUCUCUUUCCCGGUUUCCCACGCUCGCCUGGAACCGGGACCCAGGGAGACAGAAGCAAGGCACCGGUCCCCGUCCUCCUCUCCUCCAACGAGCCACCGCAGCCCAGCGCGUGCCGCUUCCCUUUGUUCAGCGAGGCUCGCUCUCCUCCCCUGGCAGAUCCACCUGGAUGCUCUCCCUCGGUGACAUUUUUCGCCGGGGCUGGUGGGUGGCUGGGGUGGAGCCAGAGGAGCCCGAGGGGGCGGGGGGUGGAGAAAGGUCAAGCCCAGGGAAAGGCGGGAGACGCCGUUCAUAACCUGCGUGGUGGGGCGUGUGCUCGGUUAUUUAUUUAUUUUCUCCUUAUUUAUUGAUCGCACCAGCAGAGCGGCGCGGGGAGCUCGGGGACAUGCAGGACCACCCACUGGCGGGGAAGCAGCCAGCCGCCCUCCCGCGCCCCCGCGUUGCCGAGCGCGUCCAGCCUCAGUGCUCCGGCGAUUGCCCGCGCCAGCCCCGGCUCCGACCCCGCAGCGCCACAGCCCCGGCAGCCCGGCAGUCCCGGAGCCCCGCAGCCCCGCAGAGCGCAGCUCCGGCCCUGGCUACAGCGGCGGCGCAGUAAGUUGGCAGGAGCGAGUCCCCUCGGUUCGCUUCCCCCGCACCUUUUGAACUUGUUGCUGCCGCUGGGCUCCCCUGCGCCCGGCUUUGGGAAGGUGAAAAGGAGGAGGGAAGCACGGAGGGAUGGGGGAAGGGGAAGCGGAGCUCGCUUGAGCUUUAUUUAUGCUCCCUCGGUGCCUGGAUUCGGCUGCUCGCGAGCUGCUCCCUCUGCUUUUCCUUUUUCGGGUGCUCGGCGAGGAGAAAGUCUCCAUGCAACUCAGCCCCGGUGCACACUUGGCCAGGUAUGUACCGCAGGCGAGGCGCGUUCUGUGCGCAGACGGAUGCUACUGCCGCCGAGACGGUGGCGGCUGCCAGCUCCCCGGCUCCUUAACUGUCAUACUGCACCUGAGCUGAACUUGAAAAGAGAGUGAAGGGGCGAUUGGACGAACGCUUCUGGCAGACACAGGGGUGCUUGUAGACUUAGGAGGAGGAGGAUCUAUACAAACAUCCCCCACUGUGCCCAUCACACAGCAACCCCAUCUCUACAAAUACUGCCCGAGGGGUAGGGGUGGUCACCGGACUCCCAAAGAGACGUGGGGUACUGUCUGUGAUUGCAUCUGGGAAGCUACAACAGGUCGUCUUUUUGAGACUCCUUUGGCGGGAAGGGCCACUUGAAAAAGGAAGGUUUGAGAGAGCCAAAAGGGAAGGUGUAAGUGUUGCCUAAUUAGGCAAAAGAAUACCACUGAGUGAUUGUCCUUCGGUUUUUUUUCUGCCCUACACAAAGCAUACUGACCCCACGUUAACCACGUGUCAAGGAAGAAAUCAAAGACACCUGUUUGAAGAAAUUACUACACCUAAAGUCACCUGUGUACAUAUUUGUACCAGCAGUGGCCUGGCCCAACUGCUGGAAAAGGUUUGGUUAGGUUCUGUUGGGCGUGAUUGUCAGGACAUUUUGUUUUCUAAAUACUUGUCUCUGGGGGAAACUUGCCCUUCUGAGACCUGUGACUUCACCAGGAGCCCUACCUUGGAAUAAGAUUGAUACCUCUGGACCACCUUUCUCUGUAGUAUUUGUUUGACAGGAGGAAGUGGGUGGUUGUGGCUACUUUGACCCUCUAUAGAGGCCUGAUUACCCUUCGGGCCUCCACUUCAAGGCACCAUGGCGGCAGGUGUAGCAGCGUGGCUGCCCUUUGCAAGGGCAGCGGCCAUCGGGUGGAUGCCUGUGGCUUCGGCGCCUAUGCCGGCUCCCCCAAGGCAGGAGAGAAAAAGGACUCAAGAUGCUCUAAUUGUGCUGAAUGUGAGUGGUACCCGUUUCCAAACAUGGCAGGACACCCUGGAACGCUAUCCAGACACUCUGCUGGGCAGUUCAGAGAGGGACUUUUUCUACCAUCCAGAGACUCAGCAGUAUUUUUUUGACCGUGACCCAGACAUCUUCCGUCAUAUCCUGAAUUUCUACCGCACUGGGAAGCUCCACUAUCCUCGCCAUGAGUGCAUCUCUGCUUAUGAUGAAGAAUUGGCCUUCUUUGGCCUCAUCCCAGAAAUUAUUGGCGACUGCUGUUAUGAGGAGUACAAGGAUCGAAGGCGAGAGAACGCAGAGCGCCUCCAGGACGACGCUGACACUGACAACACAGGAGAGAACGCGCUGCCCACUAUGACUGCUCGGCAGAGGGUCUGGCGGGCCUUUGAGAACCCCCACACCAGCACGAUGGCCCUGGUGUUCUACUACGUUACAGGGUUCUUCAUUGCCGUCUCAGUCAUCGCUAAUGUGGUUGAAACAGUGCCCUGUGGGUCUAGCCCAGGUCACAUUAAAGAACUGCCAUGUGGGGAGCGCUAUGCAGUGGCCUUCUUUUGCUUGGAUACUGCCUGCGUCAUGAUCUUCACUGUUGAGUACUUGCUUCGCCUAGCUGCAGCGCCCAGUCGUUACCGUUUUGUGCGUAGCGUCAUGAGUAUCAUAGACGUGGUGGCCAUUCUGCCUUAUUACAUUGGGCUAGUGAUGACAGACAAUGAGGAUGUUAGCGGGGCCUUUGUCACACUCCGAGUCUUCCGUGUCUUCCGGAUCUUUAAAUUUUCUCGCCACUCUCAAGGCCUGCGCAUCCUGGGGUACACACUGAAGAGUUGUGCAUCCGAAUUGGGCUUCUUGCUCUUCUCUCUCACCAUGGCUAUCAUCAUUUUCGCUACAGUUAUGUUCUACGCAGAGAAGGGGUCUUCCGCCAGCAAGUUCACCAGCAUCCCUGCCGCCUUCUGGUAUACCAUCGUCACCAUGACAACACUAGGGUACGGUGACAUGGUACCAAAAACCAUUGCAGGAAAGAUUUUUGGAUCCAUCUGCUCACUGAGUGGGGUCUUGGUCAUUGCUCUGCCUGUUCCAGUGAUUGUGUCCAACUUCAGCCGGAUCUACCACCAGAAUCAACGAGCAGACAAACGGAGAGCACAAAAGAAAGCCAGACUCGCCAGGAUCCGGGCAGCAAAGAGCGGAAGUGCAAACGCUUACAUGCAAAGCAAACGGAAUGGCUUACUCAGUAAUCAACUGCAGUCCUCUGAGGAUGACCAGGCCUUUGUGAGCAAAUCUAGCUCCAGCUUUGAAACCCAGCACCACCACCUGCUUCACUGCCUGGAAAAAACCACGAAUCACGAGUUUGUGGAUGAACAAGUCUUUGAAGAAAGUUGCAUGGAGGUUUCGACUGUUAACCGUCCUUCAAGUCACAGCCCCUCUCUCUCUUCACAACAAGGAAUCACCAGCACUUGCUGUUCACGACGACACAAAAAAACUUUCCGCAUCCCCAAUGCCAAUGUAUCAGGAAGCCAUCGAGGCAGUGUGCAAGAACUCAGUACGAUUCAGAUCAGAUGUGUGGAGAGAAACCCGCUAUCUAACAGCCGAUCCAGUUUAAAUGCCAAAAUGGAAGAGUGUGUUAAACUAAACUGUGAACAACCUUAUGUGACUACAGCAAUAAUAAGCAUCCCAACACCUCCAGUAACCACUCCUGAAGGAGAUGACAGGCCAGAAUCUCCUGAGUACUCAGGGGGAAACAUUGUCAGAGUGUCUGCUUUGUAAGACAAUUGGAAUCAGGUCUAGGAGAAUUUGAGCCCUGGCUGUGGAAAGAAUACCAAUGUGGAAGAAAGAAGAAAAAAAUAAACCAUGUGCAGAUGAAAACAGCAAAGCAAGAAGGUUGGUAGUGAAAUAAAAACAAAGCUUCCAAACUAGAGGAUGGAAAUAAAACCACCAAAUGGCAUUUCUUUAGCGUUUGACCUGUUGUCCAGAGGAAUGGUCUGUGGCCCUUUGGCUUUGUGAAUGAGCACAAUGAAAUGCCGCCUACUGAUGCUUCUUAUGACCAGAACUCUUUUUUUAAUAAAAUAAAUCUUUGAACCUAAUGUUCCAGUUGAAUGCAAAACAAAAAAAUAUGAAAAACAUUUUGAUAAAAAUUUUUCCUGUUAAAACCAUGAGCAUUGGCUAUGAUGAAGAUUAUUGCAUAUUAAAAAAAACUCAUGCAACACAUUUGUAUUAACUGAAGGAAACCAUCAUAAUGCAUGCUAGAAUUCUUUGGAGCAGUGAUCUCAGUUUCCUUAUGUUGUCUUCAGAAUAGGCAUGAUAAACUAUAAUUGUAGAAAGGGGAAUUUCUGUUCACCUACAACAAGCUGAUUAUUCAUGUUCCAUGGUGGGCUGUACAAAUAAACUCCUUUUAGAACUGCAGCAUUUCUUGUGGGGAUGCUCAAUAAUAAAUCAAAAGUGUUCAGAUAGUUCAGUAUUAAUUAUCAUUUCACUUUGCACCUAGAUACUGUUACAACUGCAAUAAGUCAUUGUACACCUGUUGUAUCAGGAAUCAGGAUUUUUGUUGUUAUACUUUCCAGAUCUUCAUAAAUACAGUAAGAGCCACUUUCAUAGAAAAAUUUCUAGUGUGGCCAGGUUUUAGAUAAGGUUUUAAUGGAAAACUCUUGUGUCGUCAAUGUUCUUCAGUAAUAUUCUUUGGUCCACUGUGUUCCCGUGACUGUGCAUUUCUUGUUCCUGUGUCUCUCCAGCACCUUCCUAUUGGGUUUAUCAUCAUCAACUGGACUAAUGUUUUAUAGUUAAAUGACUUUCCUACUUUUGUAUUCCCUAACAGAUCAUCCUGUAAGUAGAUUGUCAUCAUCAAUCCUCUUGUGAAAAAUUAGAAAAAAAGGAGCUGACUCUAAUGAAUUAUCUCUAACUUCUUUGCUGUCACAGGAAAGCGCAAAUACUGGACAUACCACUGUAUGUUUCACUAGAAGAGUGGGCUGGGACUAUCGUCACAGGAUCAGCGAUCCCAGAAUCUCACUUGGUGUAUUAUUUAUUUUGCUUUAGAACUCAAAUAAGUUUUGAGAAUAAUUAAUGUGAAUCUAAGUGCAGAGAUAAACUGAAGUGCUUUACAUAACAAUAUUUGACAAAAGCAUGCCUUCUACACCAUUGGAGAAGGCAGCACAAAUUUAUCUCAGAAAGGUUCCUGUAUAUUGCAAGGAGCUAUUUUCUCCAUUUAAUCAGGAGGACAGCAGUUUGAUGAUGCGAAGUUGAUUUCUAUGUACACUUCAGUGAAAAGUCUCUAUGCUUUUUCACCUUUAAAAUAUAUCAGCAGACAGGUCUGCACAUGACCGUGUAAAAAAGUUUUAUGUCAAAUGAAAUGUUUUGUUCAUUCCAAACCACCAGUGUAAGGAAUCAAGUUUGGCUUCCAUACAUGGGAAGAGUUAAUAAUUAUCCCUCUACUGUAAAGAUUUUUAAAUGCCUAUCCUAAUUUAUCAUAAAAAGGAAUUAAUUCACCUAUUUUCAAGUGAAGCCAGAUAUUCGUGCUUCCCAUUUCUAGAAUAGCUUCUAGAACAAUACCAUGCACACAGUAGAUUUUAAUAAACAUUUGAUGAGUGAAAAUAAGAUAAACUCUCUCUUGGGAAGAACUGGCUUUAUUUCUAGUAUGUCUUUUAAAAAGUUACUAACCUUCCUGGAGUGUGAAUAUUAACAAUUAUAUUAACACCUGCCUCAUGUCACUUUAUGCUUCUAGAGCAAAUAUAUAGUGAAACUUCUUUGAUGGCAUUUGUUGAAGAACUUUUUUAAAAGUAGACUGAAGGAACCACAAUCAGGAAUACUUAGGUCUUCUGAUUCCCAAUGAGAACUUCUAUUUUCAUGUUCUGAGUAUUACAUUUAAAAAAUGCAGUUCAGUUAGGUUAUUUCAGUUGACAAUUCUGCCUCCUUUUCAGCUUAUCAUUUAUCCCAAACUAUUACUUUGUUUAGACUUUUGGAAAAGAAAAAACUUUUUGGUGUUUUAGGUGAUUUAAAAAUAUACUGUGUUGGUGGUGAAUGACUAUUGAUGACUGUGUUAAGUGCAUCUGUAUUGUAAGUGAAAUGUAAUUAUUUCUGUGUACCAUAUGGAGUAACCAAGGUCAUUGUUUUUGACAAUUUUGUUUGAAAUUCAUAUAUCUUAUUUUAAAGGAUAGCAUAAUACCUGCAUUAUGCUGGAAAAAAAUAGACCUUUGGAGAAUACUUAAAUAAAACAUGUGCAUGCUUGAACAGGA